Messenger RNA from Coccomyxa subellipsoidea C-169, 745 nucleotides. RefSeq lists its product as hypothetical. The transcript has a single exon. The coding region runs from base 14 to 487 and encodes 157 amino acids. The record is from RefSeq and is a predicted model, not a curated record. NCBI's taxonomy places the organism in Eukaryota, Viridiplantae, Chlorophyta, Trebouxiophyceae, Coccomyxaceae.
GCCUUUCCCCGGGAUGCAGAAUGCCCCCGGCUGGCCGCCGGGCUUCGGCGGCAGUCACCCGACCUACCCGACGCCUGCAAGCGUGGCCGCCCAGCAGAUGGCGUGGCAGCAGCAGCAGCCGCCUCAGCCACCGGCGCUUGCUCCCCAGCAGCCCGCAUGGCAGCCUGCUGUAUUUCCGCCGCAGCAGCAGGCGACGCAGCCUGAGCUCAAAGAGACGCUCGCUCAGGCGCCGGGGCUGCAUUUUGCCAUGCAGAGCCCCGCACAGUCUGCGCCGCAGCCAGAGCAGCCGAUGGCACAGGUUGGGCAGUCAGCUGCAGGGGCUGAGCAGACUGCACCGCCCCUUAAUGCUGUCAUGAGCGAGGCGGCACAAGCGCAUAACAAUUGGCCGGCAGGCUUUCAGCAGGUUGCUCCCCCGCCGCAGAUGGAGCCCCUUGAGGCCGCUGAGUUCACUGCAAUGAUCAAUGAAGCGUCAUCCCACAUCGGCUGACUAUCGAUGUUCAAGGGUUGGUAUUGUCUUGACAAGUCUGAGGUACACGUGUGGUUAGGAGCCUGUUGGCAAGAAUGACGUUAGUACUUAUGGACACGGAAGGUUUCCUGGUCGUGCGUCACGCAAUGGUCGAGGGAAAUGUACUCAUUAUUGCUGUGUUUUCUUAUUGGUUUGUUUCUCAAGAGCAUUUUUUGGAGGGAAGAAAACAGUCAUGUAUACAUUUCAAAGAAGUACUUAAGUGAAAGCUUUCACAGAGGU